This is a messenger RNA of Pyricularia grisea, 2149 nucleotides long. RefSeq lists its product as uncharacterized. NCBI's taxonomy places the organism in Eukaryota, Fungi, Ascomycota, Sordariomycetes, Magnaporthales, Pyriculariaceae. The record is from RefSeq and is a predicted model, not a curated record. Bases 924 to 1952 code for a protein of 342 amino acids. The transcript is spliced from 3 exons.
CGAGGAUCAAUCAGAUCGGAUAAUGUGGUAUUGUUCUUGCAAAGAACCCUGGACAAGCUUCAUACAAGCAUGCACUGAGUUGUACCAAAGUAACUAAGUUUUACUGCUUAAUGAGAAACGUGGGGCGUUCCCGCCAAGAACUGUGAUGCAAAUACCUACCUUAACCAAGUAGCAGCACUGGUCCAGGCAAAAAAACAAAAAAACAAAAAAAGUUGGAUAAAGCGCCCUCCCCAUGGCAAAAGAUCGUUGACCUUACUCAUUCAUCGGAGCUGGAACUUGUUGCAAGCUCUUGCAAUGACCCGCCUCCCAUCACAUCAUACCAUAUUUAGGUACGGCCCAAGGUGAUCAACCUUAGGUACUUGACUUAUUUUGUUUAUCUAGUCCAGCCAUCCCGUCUUUUUUGAGAAUUACGACAACAACUCCCUUGAUCCUUACCAUAUUUUUCUUCUUCUUAUUCUUUCUCCUCCACAUCACCCCUCACACGUGCUAAAACACACAACUAACAACAAUCUUGGGACGACUCUUUACCGUUGAAUCUCCCAAAUCUCUUAAUCGUCUUCUACUUGUCAAAGCGAGUUGCAUAAAAUCAUUUCCAGUCAACUAUAAUUUAUACGUGUCACAGUCAUUGCCGCGUACCCCUUCCCCCCGUCCUUCCCGCACGCACGGCUUUUUCUGUUUUGUUUUUACUCUCGGACUAUUAUACUGUCAAACGUUAUAGGGUUCUUCUCUUGCCCACUAGUCAAACUAAACAGGCCCCGACAAGCCUGUGCUGCUGUGUGAAUAGCCCACCAGAAGUCGUCCGAACAAUCCGAACGUCUCGGGUCACGAGACUCUCCCCCACCUCCGAGUCAAACAACAAAAAUCAGGGAUUCCUCCUUCUCAGGCGAGAGAAAAGUCUACUAUUUAGGGCGCCUCCUUUCAACAUGGGAGCAAAGGCAGGAAUAGCGCUAAAGACCUUGCAAUGGUUCAACCGGGGCGUGCAGUUCCUCUGCUCCGGUCUCAUCCUGGGGAUAUUCUCAUACUUUCUGGCAACAUUUGCCAGCCACCGACUUGAGUCGCCAACAUGGGUACGUGCCGUUGAGGGCAUCAGCGGUAUCGCCGCCCUGUACUCGGGGCUGGCCCUGGUUCUGCUGUGCUGUCUUGCCGGUCGUAAGUUUGUCGCGUUCCUUGCCAUCGUUCUAGAUGUUGCGUUUGUGGCCGCAUUCAUCUACGUCGCUGUGCAGAACCGAGCAGGGACUGCGUCUUGCAACAGUGGUGUAGAAAACACGCCUUUUGGAUCAACAACCAACUCGAACGCCAGGAUCUCCGAUAACGGAGGCCCAACCUUUUUCACUGUUUGCAAACUACAAAGUGCAUGCUUGGCUGUGUCUAUUGUUGCAAUUUUCUUCUUCAUCUUCUCGGCGGCAACUGAAGUGUUCCUAGCACGCCACCGCCACAAGGAGAACCGCUUCGGCCCCAGCCCAGCAAAUGACUACACGUCAGGCUACGGCAAGAAGAAGGGCUUCCUGGGCUUCCUCAAGCGCUCCGGGACGACCAAGACCAUGAAAAACGAGGAGGACCCGAAUGCCCUGCCGGCUCACGCCACACCGGCCGACAUGCGAGAGCCUGUCGACCCCCCGAGGGCCGCCGACCCCCGCGUCAGUUACGCCACGGAGACGACAGCCGUUGGUGACCAGCCCGGCAUGGCCCACCACGCACACGGCGGCGACAUGGGCGGCUACCGCAACAAAUAUGGCGACGAUGACGCCCUGCCCAUGAACCCGCAUCGGCCGAUGCACAACCCCUACGACAACAGGACUUACGGGAGCAGCCCAUAUGUCAACAGUACGCAUACCGCCUCUGGGGGCCUCCAUCCAGGGAACAACUUUUCGCGUCCCAAGACGGCGGAGAACGGUGGUAGGGGCCAGAUGCCGAGGAACUACCAGUAUUCUGAUGGUGUCUAUGAUGCAUGAUUCUGAAUCAAGUUUAAAAUUGAAAUCUUUUUAAAAGCGAAUAUGGUCAUGGGAACAAUGGAUAGCGUGAACAGGACAUUGUCACAAGCCAGGCCGUGGUGUGUUUUGAUUUUGACUAAGAUGGUCAAGGUUGUACUAUUUUUCCUGAAUGAAAUCAAGUUAUGUAUUAUGUCUUUUAAUACAGAGACGUUCGCGUU